AUGUGAUAUUAGUGUUGAGCUAGGUGAAAAUAUUAUUGACGCCAUAUUGCUCAUGGUUAGAAAUUGGAAUAGAUGUUAAAUUUGUGGUGUGAAAGACGUAAACUGGAUUAAUAAAGUUUAAGGCCUGUAGACUACUAUAAAUACACUACAAUUAUUUAAUUAUUUCGUCGUUUUAUAUUGACGUUGGAGCAAUGAGUUUCCUCCCAGGUACAGAGUAUCCUGGUAAUGGUGUGCCAUAUGACAAUUUUGGAGAGAGUAAUGCAGUGUGUGGUGGAAAUAUAGAAGGUACUAAUGAGGCCUCAGUAUCAUCCUUACCUACUGAUAUAGAUCGACAAAAACUCAGAGAGAGAAAUCGGAGAUACAACAGACACAGAAAUCGAGAACGGUAUGAUAGAAGACGUGACAAAGGUGAUGGACCAUACAAUUGUGAUGAGGGUUUCUUUGAUUCAUGUGGAUUGGAGGACAAUUUUAGAGAUGGUUUUCUUGGAAAAGAAGAAUAUAAUGAGAUGGAACGUAACUACACUAGCAGAAGAAAUAGUGGCUACAACAGCUUUGGGGAUAGAGGAGAUCGUGAUGAUAGAAGAGGAAGAAACAGAGGACACCGUGAUCGAGAUCGAGCUAGAGACCGCAUCAGGGAUAGAGACCAUGAGAAAGAAAGAGACAGGGAGAGAUCAAGAGAUAGAGAAAGAGACAGAGAUAGAGACUAUCCUCGAGAGCGAGACUGGCGGGAGGAAAUACCAAAUAAUACCAUAAUGGUCAGAGGGUUAGCUCCUCAUAUUACAGAAGGAGAUCUGAGGAAUGAAGUGACUUGUUAUGGUCUUGAACCUAAAGAUGUUCGUCUUAUGCGGAAGAAGUACAAAGAUACAGGUGCAUCCCGGGGGUUUGCUUUUGUGGAGUUUCACUUACUCUCCGAAGCCAUACGCUGGAAGGAACUUACACAGGGAGUAUUGAUCUUUGGUGGAGACUAUCGUGCUACUCUGCAUUACAGUAUUCCAAAGGAUGGCAGUGGAUUAAAACGUGGUGAUGCUGGCAAAGCUGACUGGAGCUGCAGUAAAUGUGGACUGAAUAACUUUCGGAGGAGAGAUGCAUGCUUUAAAUGUGACACUCGCAGAGAGGGUAAGAGUUUUAUAUUGGUUAUUGUUUCUUUUCGUUAUUCACUGCUGUUUCGUAAUCUCGAUGUACUGACAACAGAAGAGAAGGUGCUUUCUGUUUUGGGUGAAUUAACUUCCCUACCGAUUAAAAGCUUGGGGAUAGCCAAAGACCCUUUGACCAAUACAUCCCGAGGGUUUUGUUUAGUGGAGUUGCAUUCUAUAUCUGAGGCCACACAACUUCAUGACAUGUUAUUGUCAAUGAAUGGCCAGUUUUAUAUAGAUAAUAGACCAGUUAAUGUAACGUAUGCAAGAAAAUCUGUGAAUGCUAUACACAGUGCUGCCAGUGCCAAUGCUGCAAGUGUAGCUUUAGCAGCCGCUCAGUGGACAAAUCGGGCUGAACCAGGAUUGACAUCUUCAGGUCAGGUUGAUCCAUACCAACAAGGUUAUGAAAAGUAUCAGGCUGAUUACAGUUCGUAUUAUCAGAGUAAUUAUGGAACUUAUUCUGCUGACUCUGAAGCAGUUGCAAGUGGUGAUGUACAAACUCAAGUAACUCAACAAGCGGAUUUUCAGAAGUCAGGUGCCACAAAGCAGAAGAUUGUGCAGGGAAAAGCUACAAUUUCUAAAGGACCUCAGGGAGGUACAGGAGCAAAAUCCCAGGUUAAUCUAGGAUCAGUUGUGGUUGAUGGUGUUACUUAUGCUAAGUACCCAGUUCCUGAUACAUCUUCAUAUCAGUAUGACGAAACUUCAGGGUAUUACUAUGAUCCAGCGACGGGCCUUUAUUACGAUGCUAACUCUCAGUAUUACUAUAAUGCGGAAUCUCAGCAGUUCGUAUAUUGGGAUGGUGAGAAACAAACGUACCUGCCUGCUCCUACGCAGACUUCGAGCACUCAUGAGACAUUGGGAGGAACUGAAGCAGAAUCAACCAAGGAUGAUAAGUCUAGAUACAAGCAGGACAAAGUCAGAAUUGCCAAGAAGAUAGCCAAGGACAUGGAAAGAUGGGCAAAAACUUUGAACCAAAAGAAAGAAAAUGCCAAGCAAAACUUGUCUGCUCAACAGUACAAAGAGAUGGCGGAACAAUUCAGGCAGUCUGCAGCUGCUGAUGCCGGUUUUGCCGUUUUGGAGAAGAGAACCACACACACAGACAGACAAACCUUGAUUAGCGACUCUAUAAAAAAAGAUCCUGAAGAGAAAAGUAUUCUUCAGAUUACAUUAGCAGGCAUCAGCAAACCUACACUCAAACCCAGCCUUGUUGCAGCUUAUGAUGACUGCAGUGAUUCAGACACUGAGCCAGAUACUAUGGCAGAUGGUCAGCUUGUACAAGAUCCUUUAAGGGCCUGGGAGAUGAGACUUACCGACUUGCAGAAGAUGGCUUGUUUGCUUUGUAAACGUCAAUUCCCAAAUAAGGACGCACUAUCAAGACAUCAACAGCUUUCAGAUUUACAUAAGCAAAACCUGGAAACCUUAAAAAGAACCAAACUGUCACCUGAAGAACUGGAAAUUGUGGAAAAGGCAGAGAGAGAAGCUGGUUAUAGGGAUCGAGCUAAAGAACGUAGGGAGAAGUACGGACAGCCUGAAAAUCCACAUCCAAAUAAACUAAAAGACAAAUAUUUGAAAAAUAUUCAACAGAUUGCUCCAUAUGAACAGCCUACUAAACAAGGUAUAGGAAGUGACAAUAUUGGCAACAAGAUGAUGAAAGCCAUGGGGUGGUCAGAAGGUCAAGGACUGGGUAGAGCAAAUCAGGGAAUAUCCAAUAUUAUCCAGGUAGAAAGAAGAGUAGCAGGUGCUGGAUUAGGAAUGGCUGGAGCAAACUCUGGGGCAAGUGCCACGGACUCUUAUAAAGACACAGUUAAGAAGUCCAUGCAAGCAAGAUAUAACAAUCUGUGUUGAUAGUCGUUCCUGUGUUUUAUGCUUGUAAAUAUCCCAUCAUGUAUAAACAAAUAAAAGUGUACAUAAUAAGUUACUUUUGUAGGAAUACCAA
This is a messenger RNA of Limulus polyphemus (Atlantic horseshoe crab), 3069 nucleotides long. Its product is annotated as RNA-binding protein 5-B-like. The transcript has 22 exons. The coding region runs from base 192 to 2978 and encodes 928 amino acids. Gene Ontology annotation, molecular function: RNA binding. Gene Ontology annotation, cellular component: nucleus. The record is from RefSeq and is a predicted model, not a curated record. NCBI's taxonomy places the organism in Eukaryota, Metazoa, Arthropoda, Merostomata, Xiphosura, Limulidae. Gene Ontology annotation, biological process: mRNA splicing, via spliceosome.